Pseudovirgaria hyperparasitica is the source of this 3165-nucleotide messenger RNA. RefSeq names its product putative cell division control protein. Gene Ontology annotation, biological process: cytoskeleton organization. The record is from RefSeq and is a predicted model, not a curated record. Gene Ontology annotation, cellular component: cytoplasm; cell division site; plasma membrane. Gene Ontology annotation, molecular function: protein binding. NCBI's taxonomy places the organism in Eukaryota, Fungi, Ascomycota, Dothideomycetes, Acrospermales, Acrospermaceae. Bases 137 to 2938 code for a protein of 933 amino acids. The transcript has 6 exons.
CGCUGAUCCUUGAACCCCAAUCUCGAGGGUUCUAUAUCACAAUAUACCAAAACCCUCGAUAUAGCACUUCGAUAUCUCUAUAUUCUUCUGAUUGUGUAUACAAAUCUCGAAACAUCCCCUUGAGAAGCGAGGCAACAUGCCUUCUGCGACGGCCACAGAGCCACCUUCAGUCUCCCUUUCCUUCGCGAACAACUUCUGGGGUAAAGAUGACGCCGGCGUUUCCCCUCUACUCGAGCGUAUGCACAAUGCGAAAGUUACUGGCGACGAAUUAAAGUCCUUUUAUGCUGCAAGAGCAGCAAUCGAAGACGAAUAUGCCCGCAAGCUUCUCAAUCUGGCUCGGAAGCCCUUAGGAUCCUCGGAAGCCGGUACACUUCGCAUGUCACUGGAUGUCAUUCGUGGUGAGGUCGAGUCGACCGGCAAAGCACACCAAAACAUCGCCCAGCAAAUGAAGACUGAACUGGAAGAGCAACUGGCAGCUUUUGCCGGUGGAAUGAAAGAGAGGCGAAAGAUUGUUCAGAACGGCAUUGAAAAAUUGCUGAAAUUGAAGAUGCAACAGACGUCGACCGUCAACAAGGCCCGCGACCGUUAUGAGCAAGACUGUCUUAAGAUAAAGGGUUUCCUCGCACAGGCACACAUGGUUAUGGGACAAGAAGAGCGUAAAAAUAAGGCUAAACUCGAGAAGACACAAAUUCAGCUAUCCACUACAAGCUCAGAGUACGAGGCCGCAGUCAAAGUCCUCGAAGAAACGACAGGUCGAUGGAACCGUGAUUGGAAGGCUGCUUGCGAUAAAUUCCAGGAUCUAGAAGAAGAGAGAGUUGACUUCAUGAAAAGCAGUCUUUGGACUUUCGCAAAUAUUGCGUCAACUGUCUGUGUCAGCGAUGAUGCGUCGUGUGAAAAGAUCCGCUUGUCACUCGAAGACUGCGAUGUAGAAAAGGACAUCAUAUCCUUUAUCAAGGAAAAUGGAACAGGCCAGGAGAUUCCGGACCCACCAAAGUUUAUAGACUUCUGCAGGGGCGAUGCCAGCGAUAACCUUUCAGAUGCCGAUGACAACAGCUACUCGGUAGCUCAGUUCCAGCGAACGAUGAAUCCAGCCUUCCGAACAUCAUCCCCUCAGCCUUCCUUACUAGACUCCCACCAUGAUCCUAACAACGUAUUAGCUCGUGAAUUUGGACUAAAGGAGGAUCAGCCAUCUCCUCGGCUGGACGCAAGCUCAGGUCAAACACCUUUAAACGUAUCGCAAUCCUCCUAUUCUUCACAAAUCAGACCUCGUGCGGAUUCACGUGCUGAAUCGCUUCACCAGCAGCUCGAACAAGGGCAAUUUGGAGAAAUUCCAAAAAUUCCGUACAAUGAACACCCAAUGGACGGAAUGACUCAAUUCUGUCGUUCCGGUGGCCCUCCUGUCGACCGCUCUCAACCCAUUAGUAACCAACAACGGCCACCGUCUCGUGACGACCACAGUGAUUACUCGAACCCAGCUUCAUACUCGAGUGCUGACCCUCAAAGUGGAAUGCACUCACCCACAAAGCAGAUGCAAUACAAUCCACCUUCGCCAGUGAAGCAAAUGUCUGAUCCUGUGCCCAAUUUAGAGGAGAAGCAAGUCCAGAAAAAGAAGAGCGGCUUCUUCCAAGGUCAUAGCCCAUUCCGGAGACGAAGCAAACACGAGAAGGAACAGAAUGGCGCUAGCAAUACUAAUAAUCGUAACACCUGGUCACCGACAAAAGCUAAAGGACCCUUUGCUAAAGGGAUUCAUGCGUCUGUCGAGCGUUCUGCCUCUCCUGAGCCAAUCGACCCUCGUGCGAACUUCCAGCUGAAUGUUGGCAAUAAUGUAUUUGACGUUGCCUCUCCCGACAAGAAAAAACAGGCACAGCCUAAUGAUUCAGCACAAGAUGACCUGGAUCCCAUUGCUCAAGCUCUAGCAGAACUCAAGGGGGUGGGCAAACAAGGAACGGUUCGUCAAUCCGCAGAUCGAUACGCUGGCUUGCGGACACCCGCACCGCCCGGUAGUCCCAAUCCCAGUGCUCCUCCUGCUGGUGCCGUUCCUACUCCGUAUGCGAAUCAGAAUACUCGUGGCACGCCUCCACCAUCGUAUAAUCCACCUAUGAGCCGCCUUGGUGCACCCCAGCCAGCACAUACAGCCAAACAAAUGCAGCAGACCACAGAGAAGUAUGUUAACCAGGCGCGUGGCGCGUUCAAUGGCAAUUCUUCGCGCCCAACGACUCGUGGUAGUGGAGGCCAUGAUGUGAUGCGUGCUACCAGCCCUGCUCCGCCGCGAGCUACCAGCCCACGACCUGGUAUGUACAAUGAACAGAACGGGCACAUCAACCGGUCCACGUCCCCGAAUCCGUAUGGUUCGGGUCACGGUCGCCCACGGGCACAGUCGUCGAGCCCGAUAAAGCAGCAAGCACCGAGCUCGUACGGAGGACACUCACGUGGAAAUUCGCCCAAUGCGCAGCCGGUUCCGCGUGCGGCGUCCCCGAACCCUCAAUUCAGGCGAGAUUCUCAUAGCAGACCUCUCAGCCGAGGCGGAGAAGGUAUGGCACUGCAGCUAGCACCGGGUCCAAGUGAAACUGGCAGUACUUAUGGCGGCAGUCAACGUAGCCGAGACGGACGACCGAUGAGUAGCUACUACGGUAGCAACAGCGGACGUGGUAGUGACCUUGGCACUUAUGGUGGGCAGUCUGUGGGACAGGUUAGCACGAGGGUCAGAAGUAAGAGUGUAGCAGAAGCCAGACAGUAUACUCCCGAUGGCCGGGCGAUCUUGCACUACGCACGCGCAAUGUACAUGUACCAAGCUCAGAUUCCAGAAGAGUUGUCUUUUGCAAAGGGGGAUGUCCUUGCAGUGCUGCGACUCCAAGACGACGGAUGGUGGGAGGCCGAGGUUGUAGGAAAGGCCAGCAGGCCGGGACUGGUGCCGAGUAAUUAUCUACAGAACUGCUAGGGUGAAGCUGACACCCAUUACACUGCUGAUGCGUCUUGACUGGUAUGGUAUAUGCGAUUUUGAUGUAUAUGACGGUAACUGCAGCGUAUGUAGCACGAAAAUUGUGCAGAUGCGGCUUUGAUUUGGGUUAUUUUGAUAUUGAUCGCUCGCUGUCAAGGGUGCACAUGGCGUUGAACAAAUUCAGGUUCAAGACUGAGUAUAUAUGCACGAAAUAAUGCCGUCUCUCU